AUGAAGAAGGACCUCAUCGUCCGGGAGAACGGCAUCUGCCUGCUGGAGGCCCAGAUCGCCACGGGCGGCGUCAUCGACCCCGUGCACAGCCGCUGCCUGCCCAUGGACGUGGCCUACCGGCGCGGCUACUUUGAUGAGGAGAUGAACCACGUCCUGGAGGACCCGAGUGACGACACCAAGGGCUUCUUUGACCCCAACCUGCAGCUGCUAGAGUGCUGUGUGCACGACCCCAACACAGGGCUCUACGUGCUGCAAGUUGUAAAGAAAGGAGAAACCUACAUGUAUGUCGAUGAAGCCACAAGAGAAAAGGAAGAGAGGGCUUGUCCAGGAGUACAGAGCCCAGAACUCAGCCUAGAGCAGUUGCUGGAGAUCAUCCCCAUGACAGUCAAAGAAACAGAAAAGCGAAACCAGGUCAUCAAGGUGGCAGCCAUUGGAGGGGGGGUGACAGCUGCAGAGCUAGUCAACUCGGGAAUCAUCGGGCCUCCAGCAACUGCAGCACGUGAAGACCUACAGCCGGAAGGCAGCGGCUGUAUUGCAGGGGUGGCCACACCCUCCACCCAGGAGGUGAUGAGCAUCUACGAGGCCAGCAGGAAAGGACUCAUCCCCGCGGGGUUUGCGGCCCAGCUGCUGGAGGCUCAGGUGGCCACGGGGUUCAUGCUGGACCCCCAUGGCCACCAGAGGCUCUCUGUGGACGAGGCCAUGGCUGCCGGCCUGGUGGGCGAAGAGCUGCAGGAAAGGCUCCUGAACGCUGAGAAGGCUGCCAAAGGCUACGCAGAUCCGGCCACAGGACACACAAUCUCGUUCCAGGCGAUGAAGAAAAAGCUAUUGAAACGGAACUUGGCACUCAGACUGCUCGAGGUGCAGGUGGACGGGGGCAUCGUGGACCCGCUGCACCACCACCGGCUUCCGCUGGACACGGCCUACAGACGCAGCUGUCUGGACCAGAACACGUACCCACUCGCUGAGGAGCAGAAGUGCAUGCAUAAAAGGUUUGUGGAUCCCAACAGGCAGGAGAAGGGGACUUACCAGGAGCUGCAGGAGACGGGCCACCGGGAAGAGGGCACGGACUGGGCCCUGGUCCCCAGGGUCAGCGGCAGACGGGACUCCAACUUCAUCAACAAGGCAACCAGAAGGGCCCUCAAAGCCGAGCGGGUGGAUGUCACAGUGGGAACGUUCAAGGGCCAGAGACCAUCGGUCUGGGAACUGCUGAACUCAGAAUACUUGACAGAGGACAAAAAACAUGAGUUAGUAGUAAAAUACAAGAGGGACACGGCACAUGCACUAGAGAAGGUAGUAAAAGUUAUUUUCGAGACAACUGAUGAGAAGGAAAAGAGCAAUAGACAGUUAUGGUUCAGAGGGGUCAGGAGGCAGAUCACAGCCUCUGAACUCUUCCAAUCAGGCAUCAUCACCGAGGAGGACCGGAGGGAGGGCGGGCCACCGUGGAGGACGCCAAAAAUGCCAGGGGGUAAAGCGCUACCUGGAGGGCACCAGCUGCAUCGCGGGCAUGCUGGUGCCCGCCAAGGACGAGCCCAGGCGCCAGGCAUGCUGGUGCCCGCCAAGGACGAGCCCAGGCGCCAGGAGAAGAGCAUCUACCAGGCCAUGUGGAAGGUCAUCCUGAGGCCAGGCACAGCCCUGGUGCUGCUGGAGGCACAGGCAGCCACCGGCUUCGUCAUCAACCCCGUGGAGAACCGGAAGCUGACUGUGCAGGAAGCGUUUGCAGCCGGGAUGUUCAGCAGUGAAACCUACCAGAAGCUGCUGUCAGCCAAGCGCAGCGUCACCGGCUACACCGACCCCUACACCGGGGAGCAGAUCUCCCUCUUCCAGGCCGUGAAGAAGGACCUCAUCGUCCGGGAGCAUGGUAUCCGCCUGCUGGAGGCCCAGAUCGCCACGGGCAGCGUCAUCGACCCCAUGCACAGCUGCCGCCUGCCCGUGGACGUGGCCUACCGGCACGGCUACUUCAACAAGGGAAUGAACCGCAUCCUGGAGGACCCCAGCGACAACACCAAGGGCUUCUUCAACCCCAACACACACGAGAACUUCACCUACGUGCAGCUGCUCCAGAGGGCUACUCCUGACCCAGAAACAGGCCUCUUGUUUCUUCUCUGUCUGGAAAGUGAGUGGGUAUUCUUUCUAAUUGGUUGUUUUUUCCAACCCUGAAAAACAUAUGACAAUAUUUUUAAACACUUUUUAGUGUGCCAGUAUCUGUGUGCAAUGUGUUCAACUUACGUGUACAGUGACAUUCUACUCUCUUCCAUCCUUUUUUGCUUCUGGUUCCUCAUUGCAUUAAAGGAAAGGCAUUGUCCUUUAUGAUUUUUUUCUUUUCACCCUUGGUGUUAUCAGUUGUGAAUUUUCAAUUAAAAUUUCACAAGUGGCCAUUUCUGAUAGACUCUGAUGCAUUUAGAGUGAAGGACUUUCCUUUGUUUCCUUAGCCUAUCACACUGAAGUGUAUGCAUCAAUUUGUUAUAUUCCCAUUUUAAUU
This is a messenger RNA of Balaenoptera ricei (Rice's whale), 2479 nucleotides long. RefSeq names its product epiplakin-like. The record is from RefSeq and is a predicted model, not a curated record. Gene Ontology annotation, molecular function: keratin filament binding; structural molecule activity. Lineage: Eukaryota; Metazoa; Chordata; Mammalia; Artiodactyla; Balaenopteridae. Gene Ontology annotation, cellular component: keratin filament; cytoskeleton; membrane. Gene Ontology annotation, biological process: intermediate filament bundle assembly; wound healing.